Pocillopora verrucosa is the source of this 3393-nucleotide messenger RNA. Its product is annotated as apoptosis regulator Bcl-2-like. Gene Ontology annotation, biological process: regulation of apoptotic process; extrinsic apoptotic signaling pathway in absence of ligand; intrinsic apoptotic signaling pathway in response to DNA damage. Gene Ontology annotation, cellular component: mitochondrial outer membrane. The record is from RefSeq and is a predicted model, not a curated record. Gene Ontology annotation, molecular function: protein heterodimerization activity; protein homodimerization activity. Lineage: Eukaryota; Metazoa; Cnidaria; Anthozoa; Scleractinia; Pocilloporidae.
ACGCUAACCAUCUAAAACAGGGCUGAAGCGACAGAGUCGUAGUUCGGACUGCUCCUAUUGAAUCGACGUUAUUUAUCUCGCAAACCCUUUUAAGAUGGCACCCGCUGAAGUCAGUCAUACACCGAACCUCUCCACAAACAGAAGAAUGAAAACUCAAGACGAAAAAUACACUCACGAUCUUGCCUGCGACUAUAUUUACUUCCACAAAUUGGGAAUGGAGUCGCACAAAGCUAACACAAGAGUUGCUGCAAUUUUGCGGAGAGUUGGUGGAGAAGUGGAGAGAAGGCAUGAAGUUUUAUUGAAAAAUAUGUGCGAAAGGCUACAUCUUAGAACAGCUAAUGUUGAAGACACUUUUAGAGGCGUCGCGGAGGAAAUUUUCAGCACAGAAAUCAAUUGGGGACGUAUCGUAGUUUUGUACUGCUUUGCCGCUGAAGUUGCUGUAUUUUGCAGCCAAAACGACAUUAAUAUCGUCGACGAUAUUGUAAGAUGGCUUGCUGAAUAUGUCAGCGAGAGAAAACUCAAUGAAUGGAUCAGGAAAUCUGGAGGAUGGGAUGCAUUUUGUGAGCAGUUUAAAGAUGUCAAAGCAGAGAGUGAGAAAUUUUGGUGGAACAGUAUUCUUUACACAACACUGGGUCUUGGAACCCUGGCUGCAAUGUUGUAUGUGAAGAGCUAGACUCAGCUGUGAUGUAAUGUUCAAAACAACAGUUAUGCCUCAUUCCAGGUCAGGAUAUCUAUGGUACCAAUAUGCAUGGGCUUGCGAUUUGCUCCCUGAAAAGCAGAGGUGACUUAGAGGCUGCAAGAACCAUAGUUGGUCAACUUAGGAUUGUCAAAUAUCACAACAGACAGAAACAUGCUAGACAAGAUUAUGACCAUGUUAGUAAUCUAUGUUUGAACUGGUUCCUCUGCAGUGGAACCGUGGGAGUCAGAAAGAAACAGAGAACAUUGAAUUAAACCAAAAACAUCGACAAAGGGCUUGAUCUAAUCAGCCUGCAAGAAAAAUGCUGUGUGGACAUGUAUUUUAGGUCAAAGAUUUUUUCAGAAACAAUUUCUAUAUUUUACCUAGCUCCAGUUAUGGUUAGUUUUUUUUUAAUAAUUCUAGUUAUAUCAAUUUGGGUGAUUAUGAACACUUAACAAUACUUAACAAUAUCUUGAUCUAGUCAGAUGAGUUGAUAAACAAUAUUUAUGAUAUGACCCUAAUUUCAUUUUUUCCAAUUUGAAGUUAAUGAUUUUAACUUUUAUCUUACAGAUAAAAUUAAAGUAUCCAUGUUAAUGGAGAAUUUUAUUGAAUUAAAUAUGUUGAUCUUUUUUUAAGAAACAGCCUUAGUGUUUGCUCAUACAAAAUUUUGGCUUUUUGCCUGUGGAAUUGUUUUCCAACUUGGAUAAAGUUUGUUUAAGGUGGCUUUUUGCGUUAAAAUAUAUUCUCCGAAUGUGUUCCACUGGCAGUUUAAUGAGAACCAGGGGGAAAACUUAUUUUGAAGGGAUGAAAGUGUCUUUCGAAAAUGAUAAGAAAGCAUGAUAAGGUUACAAAUUUGUUUCAAGGAGUCCAAGAAAGGGCUAAACAAGAAUAGACCUGAAAUCAUUGCAGAAUGAGAGGAGAUGAAUGAUCUCUCAAGGCCAUUGUUUGAACCGAUAAACGGAUGAUUUCAUGUUAUGUAACAUGCGGGCAUUUUGUCAGUACCUCCUCUUGCCAAAUUUCUCAGAUUUUCAUCCAUUUAAGGUCAUUUUUUAUUUCCAAUGCAUUACUUCAUUUGCAUAAGAACAAUAGCCCUAUAUCACUGCCUUAUACAGUUUUUCCGGAAACUAUCUGUUGCUGGAGGGGAUGUAUAUGGCAGAUUUGAGAGUGGAUAGAGGAAUUGUAAUAAGCUUUAAUUUUACGGCGUCCUCGUAAAGGAAUUUAAGAACUGUAAAAGUGUGCGGCGCAAUUGGAGGCCUUGUAAACAAAUCCCGUAGGACAGGCGUGACCUUUUUGCAUUUUUUUAACGAUCGGAGACGAGGAAAGCACAAGAGAAUGAUCUUCUUGGUCUCCUGAAAAACGCCCACAUUCAAGUUUGGUCUACAAGCAGUUGUCACGAUUCACGAGGGCUACAACCGGAAGUGUCACCUCGAACCGCGGGUUUUCUAUGGUCGUGAAAAUUGUUUACAACGUUAGGGAUGUUUGGAUAGCCUACUUAAGCGUCUCAUGCGGAGGGAAGGUGAAAAAUAACUCUCUCUUCCACCAAAAUAAGCUGUUUUAGCAACGAAAACUGUGUUUACACGUGGAGAGCUCGUGAAAUUUCACUGUCACGUUUAAUUUUAACCUGCGUGGUAUCACGGAGAUCACGUGCGUAUUAAACUCGAUACGGACACUUGAAACUUUGUUCGUUGAGCUUGCGAGCUUGCCGUCCAACUGAACUUUGGUUGUUUACAUAAUUGAAACAUUGCAACGGUGGAAAUCCUGUGCAUACGGCUGAUUUCUCAUCUAAGUUAGGAACGAUGAUUUAACACGCAAAAACCGCCUACCAGCCUGCACCCUCCGUGACCUUCUCUACUGUCGUAGUUAAAUCCUGCACGUAAUUGUUUUUGUAUCUUAUUACAGGGAACUUCUUGCAACAUUCAAAUGAAACCAUUUUGAUUGUUUUUAGUUCGCCUCACUCCACUAACUUCCUCUCAAAUUUUAUUUUCCAGCCGAGUCGAUCGUGAUCUUUGCAAGCACAAUAUUCUCGACAAGGGACGCUGAUUGAGCUGUAUCACUCAAAGUAAUAAAUUAUUUGGUCCUGCGGGGAUUACAAAACGACCCCCUGACCGAAAUAUUUCUCCCUCAUGCGGCAUUUAUACACAGGGGCACUCAUAUGGGUCAAGCAAAUGGAUGAGUCAAGACGUUAUCUGCUAUUAAACCUUUUAACUCCCAGAUCUUUUAAGUAAUUCACCUCGCUGUCGCCAUACCAAUUCUUGUGAUGUUAGCUUGGAAAAUUUGGUAUUGGAUCAACCAAUAAUUCCUUAAUAGAUAUUUUUCUUUCCUCUGAUCACUUGAAUUCAUGAUAUUGUAUUGACAUUGUGAGGGGAAAUUCUGUCUUGGUCACUCAUGGGAAUUAACGGUUAAAAUAUUUACUGAAGGUUUGGUAGAAAACAGUUAGCAGCUAGACUUUGACACCAGGGUCAGAACUAAAAGGUUUCAGCAUGCUAGGAACAGGGAAAUGUCUUGCACAAAUAGAACGUGAUGCGCUAACUUAUCACAUGACUUACUUUCAACGCGAUUCAGCGGAACUUGUUCAAAACACGUCACCUCCAAUGUUCAACUAUGUGGUUCAUUCAAUCUAAAUCUCUUUUUACUCGUGAUAUAUAAAUUAUUUGUAAACGAUGCUUUUGCUCGUGAUUCUCUUGUUUUUUAGAAAUAAAAGACCCUAACACUGUCAA